AUGAAUUCUAACCGUCGGGCUUUUCCACCGCCAACUACUCUUCCUCCGAGAUUUCCGCAUGGUUUGACCUCAGCUCCUUUGGGAUAUCGACCAUCUGGGAUUUCAGUACCUCAGCAGCAUAGUCGCCUCCAUCUACCAUCUCAAUCCAAUCAAACUUAUCAGCCUGUUUUCGUUAUUCCUAUUUCUGCAGCUUCCAAUUCUGUUGAUCCAUAUGCUGUGGAUCUAUCCACAAAUACUCGACCAUUCUCGGUUCCUGCUAUUGCUCCAAGACCUGAAAAUCCUGUUCCUCCAUCAUCAACAGUAGCCAGGGGGAAAAGAUCAAUAACUCCCAUAGAUGAUCGUGAAAUGCGAAGAAGAGUCAAAAAACAGAACAUGGAACGCCGACGUCGCGCUUGCAUUUCCGACAAACUCACAGCUCUUCAUAGUCUGGCUGUCUCACUCAUCGGAGAAAAACCCCAACAGCAAACUAACCAGAGGACUGAGAUUACCGAUAUGCUCAAUCAGUGCGUCAAUGUCCUAAAAGGCAUAUCUGAAUUCGUGAAAAGUGAACCAGAAUUGCAAGCGAAAAUGCAUCGACUGAGUAUAAAGUCUUCCAAUGCCCCCGAAGAUCAGAAGCGUAGAAAACGAGUGAACCAGAACGAGCCGUCUUCUUCUACCUCAACAGAGAGAUUUGAAGAAGAUGAAAAUAAGGAGAACGUCCCAAGAGUUUCAGCAUUCACCCCGGUGGUGGGUCGAUUGAAUCCACUUUCUGUAGUGUCACUCCCUGCUCCGAAAUGCAUGACCCCUACGCAAACGGCGGGUCGUAAGAGGGGGAGUGUAGACAGUGGUCUGGAUGUCUGUCUCACCUCACCCUCUUUCUCGUCAUCAAAUCCCUCUGAUUCCUCCUCAUCCUUUGCAAUCCCUUCAACUCCACCACUUAAGAGGCCACGAAAUCCUGAAACAGCCAAAAUUUGGCGCCCCUACGAGCAUUGA
Rodentolepis nana is the source of this 972-nucleotide messenger RNA. NCBI's taxonomy places the organism in Eukaryota, Metazoa, Platyhelminthes, Cestoda, Cyclophyllidea, Hymenolepididae. The record is from the annotation of a GenBank genome assembly.